GUGGGAACAACUCCACUUGAUCUAUAAUUCUUUAACAAGACAUCGGCUCGGUUGAAGACGAUCCCGAAGUGAUCUGCUCUGCGUAACCUGCACUCCUCCUCCCUGGCUCCCUGGUUCGACUGAGAUCUCUUUCGCGCGAACGUCAUCAAGUUUAGAUUCCGACGUGGAGACUGAGCUGGACAACCUUCCGACCAGCGACCUUGUUCAUUUCACAACAACUCAAAGCUAUCAAUCGACGAAGCGACAACACAACGAGUGUAUAAACGGGCCUUGUUCGACGUUCACUAGUAAACAUGAACAUCUUUAGAUUUCUAGGGGAUAUUUCCCACCUGGCUUCUAUCGCCAUCUUGAUCCUCAAGAUACAAAAGUCGAGAUCAUGCCGAGGCAUUUCAUUCAAGACGCAAGCCCUCUAUCUGACCGUCUUCCUCACCCGAUAUGUCGACCUGCUCACCGGGCCCUGGAUAUCCGCCUACAACACGAUCAUGAAGAUCUUCUUUAUCGGUAGUUCGGCCUACAUCUUGUGGUUGAUGAAGUUCAAGUUCCGACCAACCCACGACGCUUCGCUAGACACCUUCCGGUUGGACUACCUCAUCCCGCCCGUCGCCAUCCUAGCCCUGAUCUUCAACUACAAGUUCAUCCCCUCCGAGAUCUUGUGGUCCUUUUCCAUCUGGCUCGAGAGCGUGGCCAUCUUCCCCCAGCUGUUCAUGCUUUCCCGGACCGGAGAGGCCGAAACGAUCACUACGCAUUACCUCGCGGCGUUGGCGCUGUACCGGGGGCUGUACAUUCCCAACUGGAUCUAUCGAUACUUUACCGAGGGCGCCUACGAUCCCAUCGCCGUGGUAGCUGGGUUGAUUCAGACCGGUCUGUACGCCGACUUUGGUUACAUUUACGUGACCAAGGUGUUGCGCGGACAGAAGUUCGAGUUGCCCGCCUAGCCUGUGGGACCGUAAAGAUGUAUCAAAGACGGGCGAGCCGACCAUCCCGCCUGGUCUUUGUCCAUUGGGCAGCUGUCAGAGAAGACUGAGUUGCUGCUCGGUUGAUGAUAUAUAUGACGAAAUAGAAAUUGCAUGCUUGUUCGACAUGCGUGAUGUGUGAGAUUGAUCGAUGACGUGAGGGGCUC
Molecule: messenger RNA, 1120 nt
Organism: Filobasidium floriforme
Lineage: Eukaryota; Fungi; Basidiomycota; Tremellomycetes; Filobasidiales; Filobasidiaceae
Product: ER lumen protein retaining receptor-domain-containing protein
Exons: 6
Coding region: 294-935 (213 amino acids)
Biological process (GO): protein retention in ER lumen; endoplasmic reticulum to Golgi vesicle-mediated transport
Cellular component (GO): cis-Golgi network; endoplasmic reticulum; membrane
Molecular function (GO): ER lumen protein retrieval receptor activity
Source: RefSeq, a predicted model, not a curated record